UUUUAGAAAUAAGAAAUGGCGCUGCGGAUUGAUAUAUUAUUACUGGGGUCAAGGUCGCAUUGUCUGGGAAGGUCACCACAUGGCAAAAUGACAGGGAGAAGUAUUCCAAGUGAUUUUGUCAAGAAUGUGUUGCAGAAUGGCAUUGGACGAUAUGUUUGUCAACUGCAAAGAUUGACCGUAUCGUUUUGCAAGUCUCACGGCGACAGUAGAGGCGCAAGAGAUUUUGUGGAAAAUCACAUGUUAGACUUCACUAAAAAGAACCCAGGAACAGUUGUGUAUCUUAAGCCAAGGCGCCAUAGAAACCCAAGACUAGUAGCUGAAUACUUGAAUGGGAGGACGGAAACACUCAACAUCCGCAACAUGCCUCAAGACGAGAUCUGUAAGUGGGUGGAACAUUUCAGAACAAGGUCAGGUGUGCAGGUUGUCCGACUGCGAAAACAGUGGCACACAGAGACGCCUUCAAUUCAGGGUGUGUGGUCGCCUUUCACAAACAGAGACUCAGAGUUGAAUGUGACCGAGUUUCCUGAUGCAGAACUGUCAAAGGCCAUCAGUGCACCCACAGCCACGGACAGAGUUCUUGCGAUGGCGAGAGAGAUAGGUGUUAAGAAACAUGAGCCUUUAAGUGAAAAGGAAUAGAAGAAAUUUGUGCAAGUUGUGUGUAUGGCAUAGUGUGAAUGUGUUCAGUCAAUAAAUCAAAUUCUUAUAAA
This is a messenger RNA of Haliotis rufescens (red abalone), 707 nucleotides long. Its product is annotated as 39S ribosomal protein L43, mitochondrial-like. Lineage: Eukaryota; Metazoa; Mollusca; Gastropoda; Lepetellida; Haliotidae. The record is from RefSeq and is a predicted model, not a curated record. Gene Ontology annotation, cellular component: mitochondrial large ribosomal subunit. Gene Ontology annotation, molecular function: structural constituent of ribosome. Gene Ontology annotation, biological process: mitochondrial translation. The transcript is spliced from 3 exons. Bases 16 to 636 code for a protein of 206 amino acids.